AUGCCGGUCGCUGGCAAACACAAAGCUCACCAGGUACCUGUUAUGCUGAUUAACCUGUUAGAUGCCUUUCAUCACAAUAUUGCAUCUGUGUGUGCUUCAAUUCAAAGUGGCUUUGCCCAGCAAACCUUUAUUCCGUACAAAAGAACAUUUGGAUUGAAUUUCUUUCAGGGGCAUGUGAUACGAAUAGACACUACAGAAAAAUUAGUUGUGCUUGAUACUGGAAAGGAAGUAAGUUACUCACAGCUCAUCCUCUGCACUGAGUCAGAUGGACCUUUUCCUGGGAAAUGUAAUAUUAUGGAUUCCUAUCAUAAAGCAAUUAAGAAGUAUGACGAUAUUGUGAAAGAGGUCCAGGCAGUGUACUCUGUGCUUGCGAUUGGUGGUGGAGCCACUGGGGUGGAAAUAGCUGCUGGAAUCAGGACAGAAUAUCCAAACAAGAAGGUAUUUCUUGUUCACUCACGUGAUGCCCUAGCUGAUUCAGAGCUGGUCCACAGUGUAAGAGAAGAGGCCAGACAGGUGUAGCUGGAGAAGGGAGUGGAAUUAUUUUUUCGGUAAAUCUAUCUAUGACAGAAAGUUUCCAACCUUGAUGAGCUGGAACUGAAUGUAACUCUGAAGGAUAGAGUGAUUAAGACAGAUACGAAUGAGCAGUUAACUGUUGACCUUGUUAUUUGCUGUACAGGGAACCAGAUAAAUUCAGACGCAUACAGGUUCAGUUUAGGUGGGCGCCUGGCAAAGAACGGAGCCCUGAAAGUGAAUAAGCACAUGCAGGUGGAGGGCUUUGAUAACAUAUAUGCUGUUGUGGACAGUGCUAAUGUGAAUGAACCUAAGAUGGCCGAUCAUGCUGGUCUCCAUGCUGGGGUGGCUGCAAGAAAUAUUAACAGCCUGACUAGAAAAGCUUUAACACCAAACAACAAAGUGUAUAAACUACCUUGUUUCUUCGUCACCAAGCGAAAGAGUCAGAGCCUGCUGUUCUGGAAGAGCUGGGUGGAAGUGGGACAGAAAUCCCCCAGUUAG
Neoarius graeffei (lesser salmon catfish) is the source of this 1011-nucleotide messenger RNA. It is a transcript of the gene aifm2, whose product is annotated as apoptosis inducing factor mitochondria associated 2. The record is from RefSeq and is a predicted model, not a curated record. Gene Ontology annotation, biological process: positive regulation of apoptotic process; apoptotic mitochondrial changes. The transcript has 11 exons. NCBI's taxonomy places the organism in Eukaryota, Metazoa, Chordata, Actinopteri, Siluriformes, Ariidae. Gene Ontology annotation, cellular component: mitochondrion; cytoplasm. Gene Ontology annotation, molecular function: flavin adenine dinucleotide binding; electron-transferring-flavoprotein dehydrogenase activity.